AUGAGCUCUGAUUUCGACGAGAAGGAUUUGCACCAGGGCAUUAUUUUUGCCCUGCACCUGACGCCCACGCUACGCAGCCAUGUGCCCAGGAUCAUGUCCUGUGUGGGCGGGCUGAUCAGAGACCUGGUCAAGAGCCAGCCCAACACGGGGCUGGGGUGCUUUCUCUUCAACUGCAUCAAAAAGGACGCGUCGGUCGACGGCGUGCUGCCCGUCUUCGAGCUGCAGGACAUCAGCAUCGACCAAUUGCAGACGGUAGAGCAGUUCGAUGGGGACUCUGUGGCUGUGCUCGAGGAAAACCCGGAAAUCAAUUAUGGGGAGCAACUUGCCCGCAUGCUGCAGGUCGCGCGCGACAACUUUGUGGCUCCCCCACGCUUUACCAAACCGUACACGGUCCGUCGCGUCUUCCUGUUCUCAGACUGCGAUCGACCCUUUAACGGCAACACCUCGCGCAAAAUCACCCUCUGGAACAUCCUCAACGACCUCAGCCUGGAAAAAAUCAACAUCACGCCUUUUCUGCUCGCCAACAAGCCCGACUUCGAUCUGUCAGAGUAUCAGACUAUCUUCGAGACUCUUGACCGGUUCCGGCCUGCUGUGGAAAAGCUGGACAUGGAUCAGAUCGAAGACAAAAUUCUGCGAACCAAGGAACUCAGACGGACCUCCUUUAAAUGCACUCUGGCGCUGCGAGACAUCAAGAUUUCUGUUCAGGGAUGUCCGCUAUUCAAAGAGCCCCGGUUGCAGAGCCCUUACCGUUUCUUCGACGACAAUGGCACAUACAGGUACGUGGAGUCGCAGUCGGUAAAGCUCGACACCACCACGGGCGCCAAGGUCAACGACGAGAACGUGGUAUCGACCAUUGGCUUUGAGAACCAGCACGCUACACUGGACAGAGACCUCAUAGCCAAGCCGUUCGACAACGACAACAAACCUGUGCUCCAGAUUGUUGGGUUCCGCAAGAUCGAGUACUUUGUCCACCACUAUUCCGUGGGCACGCCUGCGCUGGUCACUCCGAGCGACUUGGAGCAGUACACGCACUCGCGCCGAUCUUUCUCGGCACUGUACCAGUCGCUCACGGCAAAACGCAAAAUGGCGCUUGCGUGGGGGUCCACGCGCAAAAACCAGGCCCCCACAGCGUACUACCUGGUCCCCACCGCUGCCUCGCUCGGGUACACCACGAGCAUCGAGCCGUAUCCUGACGGCCUUGCGCUCAUCCCACUCCCGUUCAAGGACGACGUGCGCUGCCUGCCGGGCUAUCUGUUGCAGAUGGAGCCGAGCGCGCCAAUCUUUCCCAAUCAGAUCGAGGACUUGGUUACAGAGAUUGUGGAUAUAUUCAGGCCGUUACCAAACCCGCAGAUCGAGUGGUACUUCAAAGUGUUAGAGGACCAUCUGUUGCAGCGUGAAGUCGACUACGACCCGCAGGUCCCGCUGGAAAUACAGAAACAGCAGAUGAUCGAUGGGCAGGACCAGCUGAAGAAAAAGUGCAUGGAGCUGCGCAACCGGCUGGGAAACUCCAAGAAACUGAGCCUCCUAGUGGCCGCAGUGCGUGCAGAGCUGAACAGAGUGGACAACUUCCAGCAGCUGAACGUCCAGCCGACUCGUGAGGACAAGAGGGCUAUGUUGCUGACCGACGACAUCGUGCUGAAAGCCUACAAGCUGGGACAGCUGAAUGAUUUCACCUCGGACCAGCUGAAGGUGUACGUAAACUCGAAGGCGAACCUAAUUCCGAAAGCGAAGACCAAGAAGGAGAUGCUGGAGAAUAUCACGGAUUACUUGGACCGGACGGUGGGCUGA
Ogataea haglerorum is the source of this 1788-nucleotide messenger RNA. RefSeq lists its product as uncharacterized. Bases 1 to 1788 code for a protein of 595 amino acids. The transcript has a single exon. The record is from RefSeq and is a predicted model, not a curated record. Gene Ontology annotation, molecular function: damaged DNA binding; double-stranded DNA binding; telomeric repeat DNA binding. Gene Ontology annotation, cellular component: Ku70:Ku80 complex; nucleus. Gene Ontology annotation, biological process: cellular response to gamma radiation; telomere maintenance; cellular response to X-ray. Lineage: Eukaryota; Fungi; Ascomycota; Pichiomycetes; Pichiales; Pichiaceae.